Molecule: messenger RNA, 3645 nt
Organism: Amoebophrya sp. A120
Lineage: Eukaryota; Dinophyceae; Syndiniales; Amoebophryaceae
Source: the annotation of a GenBank genome assembly
CUUUAUUUUCAACUGCCGGUCCGUCCUUAGAGAUCAUCUUGUAGAUCCUCUUGCCACGACCAAUUGCACCAAGAAUUGUUCACGACUUCCGAACAACUGGACCAAAAAUCAUGUCCAAAACCAACCGCACUGCUUCCACCAGCCGACUUUACGAGCGUUUUAUCGACCCCGGAACGGAUCCACUAUGGAUGCGCAUUUUGAUGCUCUGCCUGAUCGUGAUGUGCGUCGUUUGUUACGCGUACGACUGCUACUUGUCCGGCACCCUGUGCCCACAACGAAAAGCGGUAAAUCACGUGCGGCCGCCGAAAAUCGUCCGGAUGCAACAGUUGGCCGACCGAGGAAAGAAAAUCGCGAAGAAAAAUGAAGAGAGAGAAGACAAAACAAGAAGCGGCGGUGCUGCUCUAACAGAUGGCGGAGAGGAGGUUGCUGGUGGGGGACUAGAGCUGCAGCAAGGCGAAGAGCCGAAGCUACCGGAGGAAAAGAAGAACGAGUAGAGGCUCAUCUACAACGUGGCUGCUGCUCUGCAUGAUCCAUGAUCAUGCCCACGGUUAUUUCUACGACAACUUCUGAUGCUGCAGAGCAGCAGGGCCAGGGGCACGCGCAAGCCAACAUCUCCCGCUCCUUCGAUUUCCUGUUCCUCGUGAACCUGGCUUCCGCCGCGCACGUGCAGCCUUUGGUGCGGAUAGCGAAAGGACUUGCUGAUGCUGUCACGCAAGAGAAAAGCGACUCGCAAUUGGAAUUGCAUAACCGCAGGACCAAUUUUUUCGUCACCAACAUCCACGUGAUGAUCCUGGCGGAUUCUCAAGUGGGGAAUUACACGGCGGAACAAGCGAGGGACGAAUUUCUGGAGGUCGUUGCAUCUGAGGACGCCGGGUGCGGAAUUGAUGCUCGUCGAACGGGCGCCCAGAACGACGCUCACCUGUCCGUCACGAUAUCAGAUCCAAGCACGAGGACACGACAGGAAUCUGCACCAGCCCCUCCUGCGCAUUCCAUCAAAACGGAGUCGCAAUUUUCCACCGCGCUGCAGUGGGCGGAUGGAAUCGUGAAUCGUGCAGACGAAGAUCAUGCUCAUCUUAGCGGCACGUCGAGGACCACAUCCACACAAGGAGAAGUUGGUGCGUUGCUGAAGACUACAACUACCACCUCUACGUCGUGGUCCCAGUCUUUGUCUACAACUGCUUUCCUCUACGACGUCGCGACCCCCUGGGCUUUAUGAAAUGCAAAAGCAUCGUACUAGUAUAAAUCGCAUGACAAAUCUCCUCAGCAUGAGAAAUAGAAUUUGCAAUGCGGAUUUACAUUGAGAAAGAAAUCUGUAAUGCAUGACUGCGAUUACUACGAGUACGAUACUUUUGCACUGCAUAGGCUUCUCUCGUCGCCAACUCGCUCGGGAUAAAACAUCCGAUUUGCACAGUUUCGUGCUGUAUCACCUGCAAAAAUGGCUGGGUCUGGAAAGACGGAACUUGUGAUGCGCAUCUCACACCACACAAAAAUCUCUCAUGCAUAGACAGCAAGAGUUGCCCACUUUUGUCACCGAAAAAAUAGGCGAUUUGUCAUGCGGAUUAGGCAUCGACGCAGCUUCUCAAAACCUGUGAUGUUAGACCUUGCUUGCCAGACCUUCCGGGUCAUGCAAAAACAGCAUGGCAAAAAUCUGCACCCUUCCAGACCCAGACAUCUUUGCAUUUGAUAUGCUGGAUCGACUUGACAUUCCCGCCGACUGGAGCGGCCUUGUCGCUGUGCUUCUCUGUUCCGGAACUAGCGCCGAUUGCGGUGCAGAGGAAGGUUAAAGAAGCUGAGGAGAAAGAAAAAGCUGCGAGGAUGAAUCAUGGCCGAGACGGCGACACGACUGCAAAAGAUGCCGCGACUUCUACUGCGAAGGGCAAAGUGGUGUUUCUCGGCAUUGAUCCGAUCGCGCGGCCGUGGGACGACGUCAAUACUGCGCGUAGACAGCAGCUGCUUCCACCCGACGUCCCAAUGAGAAUCAGAAUCUUCCAAGACGAGCAAACGCAGGAGCUGGUGAGCAGUGCUUCCCGAGUGAUCUACGUCUCUUUCGGUUCGGUGACGAAGGUACCGAGAAAACUGCUGGAGUUGCUAGUGGCGUGUUACGGCCGUGGUGGUGGUAGGAGAUCAGGUCCAGAAGGCAGUUGUAGCGGUUUUUCUGGGCAGCGAUACAACGUCGUCGACGCUGGUGCGACCGUUGUUCUCAUCACCGCCAGUCGUCGAGACCUGGAGAAGAUUGAAGAUAAUUAUUCGCCGAACAGUUGUGAAUGUGAAACAGUCGGAAAUUUUUCGGUUUGUUCGUCUUCGUCCUACGAAAACAUCGUCUUUCUCAACGACGAGGGAGUUCUGUUUCGUCAAAGCGACGUAAACGCGAAGGGCAGCACCAGCACAAGCUGUGACGGAGGAGACAGGACUGCUUCUGCAGCUAGUGCCCUACCAGAAACUCAACAGAAAUUGAAAUCCCUGGAACAGCACCAGCAAAACUACAAACACCUCGCCCCGCAACGCUUGAUCCUGGAAGCUUACGGGCACAAAGCCGUCUUCAUCACGCACUGCGGCUUCGCCUCGAUUCACGAAGCGAUUGCGGCUUCUGUGCCGGUGGUCUGUGCGCCGAUGUACGCAGACCAGUUCGUGCUGGCGGAGAGUGUAGUUUGCGGGAUUGGAGGAAUGGAGGAGGGGGAAGAUGAGAGUGAUCAUCUUGCCAGUAACAGGACAAGAACGAGUCCGCGUUUAGAAAGAACAAGCACAAGGACCAGCGAAAAUCCACCGCCUGCGAACCCAUCUUCUUCCGGCUUCGCUCCGUGUGGUGUGCGGCUUCCAGACAGGUGCUACAGGGCGGAUGACUCGGCACCUGACUUACACAGGAGCGAGCACGACCAUCAUACGCCAGCUGAAAAUCUUCACGAAGAGCUGCAGGCAGUGCUGUGCUCCGCAGUGCUUGAAGCUGAGUCGCUGCGAAAAAACGUGGCAAGGUUGACGGAAAAUCAAGUCGGACGUCCAGCAGCGCGGCAGAGCAGGAGUGAGGAUUCGGAAGACGGCUUUUGCAGCACAGCCUCCUCUUUGCAACCGUAUUCAACAGCGGAGGAAAGGGCAGCGGACGAAAUCUUCCGGCUGUUGUCGACUCAAACCACUGCAAAAACUGCCGUUGUCUCAUCGACGACCGGGAUAUUAAGAUUAACCAACAAGAAGGAAACGUCGGACCCAGGAAAGGUGAAUAAUUCGACGCAGCCUCCCCAGUCUGCUCCGCCAGCGCAAGCAAGGCCAAAGGCUUCCACGGUAUCGAAGGCCAUGGACAACCUCGACCUUGACAAAAUCCGUGCGCGCCUUUCGCAGGAGAAGAACUCGAAGCUUUCCACUAGGAAACGGGCCGAGGAAGCCAUGCAGAAAUUGAAAAACUGCAAGGAAUCGCUCCAGACCGAGGCGAGGAGGUUGGAAACUGAGAUUUCGAACUCCGAAAAAGUGUCAAAACAGGCUUCGAGGGAUAUCGUGAGGUUGUUUCAAUAAAAGUACGUACAAGUUCUUCUUCUUGAUGCAGAACAAGCAGCUGCAAAGUUUGUUGAAUAGAUGAACGCACUUUGGCUUGGAGGUAGUUUUUCUUGAAGAUUCUGCUGUGGUCUGUUCUUCUUUCAUUAUCGUCACCUACACCUG